Westerdykella ornata is the source of this 1588-nucleotide messenger RNA. Its product is annotated as alpha/beta-hydrolase. The record is from RefSeq and is a predicted model, not a curated record. The transcript has 2 exons. Lineage: Eukaryota; Fungi; Ascomycota; Dothideomycetes; Pleosporales; Sporormiaceae. The coding region runs from base 216 to 1259 and encodes 347 amino acids.
CAGCUGUGGAAAAAUUGGACUCAGGCCCAUUCAAAAGCUCGUUGGACAGUCGUGAUUCUCCAAUCCCACAACCCCCAUCGCCGGUCUCUGCUGAGGCCAACAGACAUAUGCAGCUUUCACUUCAAUAGUCUAUCACUCCUCUCCACUCUGCACUCCGUCUGGUUGACAUCGCCAUCGACUCCACACCAACAAAGCCGUCCAUCCAGAAAUUCACCAUGCCCUUCGGCCCCUUCAUCCUUCAAUGGCGCACCCCCAGUCCCAACCCACCAGCUCCAACUCCCCUCCCUCCAGGAAUCACUCGCACAUACAUCCCAACUUCCGCUGGACCCUUGGAACUCCUCUCCUCCCUCCCCUCAUCCACCUCUGAUCCUACCCAACCCGAAAGGCCCCCACUCUUCUUCGCCCAUGGCGGCUUUGGUUGCGCAUUUUUCUGGGUUCCGUACAUGCAAUUCUUCAGUGCGCGGGGAUAUCCAUGCUAUGCUGUGUCGUACCGUGGGCACGGAGGCAGUUGGUACCCCGGGUUAUUGAGAAUGUACUUCGCCCCCAGGAGCAAGCUUGUCGAGGAUCUGGUUGACGGUGUGAAGUAUGCCGAGGGGUUGGAGAAGGAGAGGAGAGGUGGGAAAGAGGAUGUCAAAGCCGUCCUGAUCGCGCAUUCCAAUGGCGGACAAUUGGCACAGUACGCUCUUAGCAGGGGAUUGGUUACCGUUGGGGGGUAUUGCCAUUUUGCAGCCGUACCGGCGUUCGGGUCAUUCUCCUGCUACAAAUUCUGGGCUCCUACGGCCAUCUUCCACAUGUACUACCGCUGCUUUCAUCCACGCUACAUCCUCGCGUCAAUAAAGCAGGUCAAAGACGCAUUUUUCCUACCAUCCACCCCAGAUUCUCAAGUCCAGGAGUUUUCACGCCUGCUCUCCCCUUACGAGAGCAUGCUCUGGGCUCCUCAGGGCCUAUUCGCUUUCGUCACGGGCCCGGACGUCCUGAGGUCCAUUGCAGGAUGGCGUGUUGGAGGGCCAGAUAGGAUGUUGGUGCUCGCUGCCGAACGUGAUGUCUUGUGCACGCCGGCGCUGUUGAGGGAUGCGGCGGCGAGGUAUAGAGCGGGUUUAGAGAAAAUGAUUAAGAGCAAGGAGGUUGAGGGUGAAGCGGAUAGGGAGUGGGAGGGAGUGCGGUUUAGGUUUGUGAACGGGCUGCCUCAUCAUUUGCAGAAUUCGGAGGAAUGGGAGAGGGGGGCGGAAGAGGUGUUGGAGUGGGUUGAGCAGCUUUGAGGGCUGGGUGAUAGGAGGCGGUGAUGGUCUGUUGAUACCGGCAUGUUGCGUUAAGAGUGGCAGAAAUGGGGCGAGUCUGAGUCUCUAAUGAAGGUGGAUUUCAGUGUGGUGGAAAGAGGGACAAUCCUUUUGCUGGUCUAAGGGAAGCGGAUUGAGGGAUGCGGGUGUUUGGCUUCUCUCCUCUCUGUCGCUGUUCUACCCUAUGUAAUAUACCAUAUCCGAGCUGUACAAGCGUACCCCGUCCUGAUUUGUACGGCGGUAUUCCCCAUAUAACUGAACAUCGGCCGACGUUCCUCGGUUCUGCAAUAAUUUACAAGAUUAUAUUUUCU